Messenger RNA from Trypanosoma grayi, 2100 nucleotides. RefSeq lists its product as hypothetical. Lineage: Eukaryota; Euglenozoa; Kinetoplastea; Trypanosomatida; Trypanosomatidae. The transcript has a single exon. The record is from RefSeq and is a predicted model, not a curated record. Bases 1 to 2100 code for a protein of 699 amino acids.
AUGAGCGGUGUCGACACGCACCCACUCGAAGGAGAUGUGCAUAACACGAGCACUGGGAAUGUUGUGAAGAGAAAAAAGGUUACUGUCGCACAGCAGCAACAGAGUAAACAACAGCGGCCGCAGAAGAGGAAGCAACAGGAGCAUAAUGGAAAAGGCCUUCCACACGAUGGCCCCGUUGGGGCACUCACAUCGAGGGACGUGAACGGGCAAGGAAGCAAGGCUCUGCUGUCGUCUAGUGGAAAGCAGCAGCGGCCCCACGGCACUGACGAAAACGGCGUUGGAGAGUUGCCGCCGGAUCUUCAGGACGGGAGAGGUGGGAAUCACAGCGCCCCACCACGCCCCAAUCCAUUCAAUCUGCUCUGCGCCGAGACCGUGAUGUCUAUUGGCUCCCUGAUGUCCUCCGAAGAGGGUGAAAGGAAGAACAACGGCGAGGUUUCAGGCCACGCCUCAAUACACGUUGUGGCUGGCAGUGAAAAGGGCUCGAAGAAGUGUCUGCCCUUGAAGAUUUCGUCGCCGCCUUGCCUCUCACCGAAGCAAACUCCGUGCCCCGGGGAGUUUCAGCCACACACAGAGCGGGAGCAGGGGAAACAGUCACACCGUCAGAAGGAGAAAGAGCCACCGCCAGAAGAUGAGAUGAGUGUUUUCCGUGGCCUGGCUGCGCUUGACGGUAACACCAACAGCGUUGACUACGAGGGGUGGGUGGAUGAGUCCGUCAUGGUGUGUCCGUUUCGGUUGAUGGGCAGCUGUGUCAAGGGGCACCACACGCAGCGGGAACUGCUGUCGAACUACACCAUUCACUCGCACCUGAUGUCAUUAGCAGGCCUGGUGCAUGAGCUCCGCACUGAGCAGCGUAUUUCUCAGAAGGAGUGCCAGCAGUUGCAUAUUAAAUUGGAGGCUCAAAACGCAGUCAUUGGGCGGUUAGAAAAGUCUCUUGCAGCAAGCAGCGCUGCUUCUGGUUCCGCAGCUCCUGGAACACCAUCGCCCCCCGCCAAUCUGUCAUCGACGGUGGUGGGCGAGGCACCCACAAAGAGUGGCGACGUUCACCCCACAGAUGGCGCCCUGUCGUCGAGAUCCAUAUUGAAAACAGCAGUGGGAGGCCUGACGCCAGUGGCGGCGGACCUGCAAGGCAACGAUCCAGGCACGGAUGGCACCUCUUACGCGCAGCGCUUGCGUCACCGCACGUCCUUCGCGACACUGGCCUUUAUAGAAGGUGAAACGAAAGCGAAAUCAACGCCAACAGCGAUAGCCGUAACGAUCAAGGCAGGCGGAGGCGCCUGUGAAAGCACCAGCAGAGGCACAGGUGACGAACGCCACGUGGUUGCGAAACACUUAGCGGAAGAAGUACUUACGCCGGUAGACCUGACUCGCGGGGUACUCGAUUCUUCGCAAGGGAAUGCGUCGCGAACCUCCAGGCGUCCUUCGGAAGGCCAUCAUCGUCAUCAUCAUCAGCAGCAGCAGAAACAGAAGCAGAAUCAGCAACAGGGCCAGGAGCAGGAGUAUGGGUCGCCGAAACACCGUGAAGAAAGCAGGAACACACAGAAGGUGCGAUGCGAGGGAGCGACAGAAGUGGUAGACUAUUCACACGUUGACAUCGUCAGCCCCAUUGCCUCCGCCGAGGGCUCUCAAGACGACGAUGUGUCGUCAAACGAAGACGUUAUGCUGAUGGUGACCUCUCGCGCACACCCGUCGGGUGAUGCGGCGCUGCUUCCUGCGCUGGGCGAGCGGCGUACUGGGAGUUCGAGGACGGUACUCCCGCAACGCCCCAAGGAUCGGUCGAACGUGUCCGUCGAGACCAGCCCACAGGAAACGCUCCGUCGGAGGUUCCACAGCAUGGGAUCAAACAUUGCCAAAACUGGAGACAUCAUUACGGUGGCACAGCUGGGGAAGCAGUGGCAACAGAGGAAGCCAUCAACGCAGCGUGGCAGCACGGCGUGGGAGGAGACGCAUGCUGGUGGGGAGGGCGGUGGGGGUGGGGCGAAGGGCGUUGUCCCACGCCCAACCCCCCCGCAAAUGAAACGCGGAACAUCGUUGAGGCGCGAAAGUAGCCGCCAUGAUGCGAAGCAGCCCAGCGGCUCCCGCCAGGGCGGAUGCAAGAGUUAG